AUGCCCCCCGCCUGGUAUCAGGACUUCCUGGACAAUGGGUUCGCAGUCAUUCCUGGCGUUAUCAGCCCGGCUAAAGCAGCAGAGUAUCAGCAGGCUGCAUUCGACUGGCUCAAGUCCUUUGAUAACCCCGCGCUGGAUCUUUCUGACCGAACGACCUGGACUUCGUCCAACCUACCGCAUAUCUCUCAAAUCAAUACUUUCAACCACUACGGCGUGGUGCAUGAGCGCUUCAUGUGGGAAAUUCGACUGGAGGAACAGAUAAUUGAGACAUUCUCACAGCUGUGGCAUACGGACGAACUUCUCGUUUCUUUCGAUGCACUCAACAUUACCCUCCCCCGUCGCCCGGGCCACGUUCCCAGGGCGAGGUGGCCGCACGUCGACCAAUCCCCCCUGCGUGAAGGCCUACAGUGCAUUCAGGGUAUCGUCAACCUGUCCAAGUCUGGUCGUGAAGAUGGAGGGCUCACAGUCUAUCCGGGUUCGCAUAAGGUAGUCGAGCAAUUUUUUGACCAGCAUACGGACCGGACGCAGUGGGAUCGCAAAGACUUUUACUCCUUUACUGAGGAUCAAAUGACUUGGUUCGAAGAAACACAGGGUUACAAACCUUACAAAGUUGUUGCCGAGCCUGGGGAUCUGAUCAUUUGGGAUUCCCGACUCAUUCAUUAUGCAGCAGAGUCCACGGCGGGAAGUGAGACCAUUAGGACAGUCACUUAUGUCUCCUAUGCCCCUGCCAAACUCGCUAGUCCCGAAAACCUGGUUAAGAAAAGGGAGGCCUUUGACCAUUGGCUGGCUACCACUCAUUGGCCUCAUGACAAUUUGGUUCUGAGGUCUAAUUUGCCUUUACUUUCAGAUGGGAGAAUUGAUACGCGGAGGAGCGAGCCACGAGAUAAACCGGACUUCACAGAUAAGCUACUGAAGCUUGCGGGGGUCAGGCCAUACAACUAG
Molecule: messenger RNA, 942 nt
Organism: Talaromyces atroroseus
Lineage: Eukaryota; Fungi; Ascomycota; Eurotiomycetes; Eurotiales; Trichocomaceae
Exons: 1
Coding region: 1-942 (313 amino acids)
Source: RefSeq, a predicted model, not a curated record